CGCGGGCGCGCUCUGGCGGCUCCUGUCAGCAGCUAGCGCAGCCGACCCGGGCGGCCUGGGCUACAGCCGUUGCCUCGCGCGUGGCGGCGUGGCCCUCCGGCGGCCGUCCGGGACAGCGGGAGCCGGAGGCGGGAUGUGCUCCGCGGGGGAGCUGCUGCGGGGCGGCGGCGGCGGUAGCGGAGAGCGCGACGAGAACGGAGCUGCCCCGGCGGAGCCAGAACCCGGAGCUAGCGGGCGGGCGCAGGCGGAGCGGGAGCAGGAUUCUGAAGACUCACAAAACCAUACUGCUGAGCCUGUUGCAGAUGAUUACAAAAAGAUGGGAACACUUUUUGGUGAACUGAACAAAAGCCUCCUCGACAUGGGAUUCACAAGGAUGUAUUUUGGGGAGCGGAUUGUGGAGCCAGUAGUUGUCAUUUUCUUUUGGCUUAUGCUGUGGUUCCUUGGCCUACAGGCCCUUGGACUAGUUGCUGUCCUUUGCCUUGUCAUUAUUUAUGUGCAGCAGUAAAGCAUGAUCAACUGAAUUGCUGGACGUUUGGUAGCCGUGUAUGUAAUAGAUGAAGUUACAUGUUUUGGCAUUUUGGAAGCCAAAAUAGUUUGACCUGUUUCUGAUUGUGUGAUGGCUGUUUUGUAAUUACAUUUCUAAGUGAUUGUUGUUUAAAACUAAACUAAACUCUUGGUUAUGACAAACUUGGACAUACAUUUUGAAUAUACAUUUGCCUAUUUAAAAUUCUUAUUUCACUCCUGUGAUCUGUACCCACUUUUAGACAUCUCUCACUCUGCUUCAUCUUAAUUAACACUACCAGACAGCAGGGAAAAUAGUACAUGAAGUUCAAGUCAAGAAAUACAGUUUUUAUUGAGUUCCAAUAAAACACUUUUUAAAAAAAAAACAAAGGAAGUGAGCUCAAAAGUUUUCAUUGGAAAGCUGCAGCACCCCCAACUUCAUCAAAUAAUCCUGUGUUACUGGAGAAAUAUUUGUAUUGCUAUUGUCCCUGCUCGAGAUUAAAUGAUGGUUAUCAUACACUACCUUAAUUAGUGGUGAAAAUGAACAAAGCUAUCACAUUUUCUAAAUAUUGAAAAGAAUAUGUUUAUUAUUACUAGGGAAAGUUUCAGAUUAAAUACUUUUUCUUAAUAACAUAGUAUCUGGCCUUCGAGUUUCUUCAGUAUAUCAUUUGAUGUUUUCAAUCAUUUUGGUGCUAAUUACUUUCUGUGAGUUUGUUAAGUCUCGGAAGCUACGUCCAUGGCUGGCUGCACCGUGUUAAUACAUAGUUUGUUGUAUCCAACAGGUUGCACAUUUUUCCUAGAGAGACAUUUUCAGUGUAUUUUUUUCAAAAACUAAUCUUUUAUAAUUUUUAUAACAAUUGUUCUAAGAUUUAUAACAACAUAUUUACUUUCUUAACGUGACUUUUUCUCUCCCAAAAAAAAUUGAUCUAUAAUUUACAGCUAUUUUAAGAAAAACUUCAGAUUAUUUUUCUUUGAUAUCUGUAUUGGAAAGUACAGUAGCAUAGUAUAAAAUCAGAUCCUUAAAUUUGAACCUGCACAGCCAAUGAUGAUAUUCUUCCAAAACUAAAGCUGAAUAAGUACUUGGCUAGCCUAUUAUAAAUGUGUGUUAAUUCAGCAGUGUAAGAUUUUAUAUUGAAUAACAAGCAUUUCUUUACACUUUAAAAAUAGAACAUGACUUUAGUGAUAUUUUUGGUUUGCCUAGAGAACCUAAAAUCUUUACACGUCCAAGAACAAAAGAGUGGUAGUUAAGAUAAUUAUCUAGAAAUCUAAGGAAAAUAGGCAGUGGGCAUUUUUAUUUUUGAUAUGGCAAUAGCUAAAUCCUAUAAAAGUGUUUGCUAUUCUACUUUUUAAGGUUUCUAUCCAAUCCCGUUUUUAAAUGUAUUCUGUGAGUUCUCGGUGUCUUCCAUUCUGAAGAAGAAAAUGAUAAAAAAGAAAUCAUUUAACUUGGAUUUCUAAAAUCAGAUAACCCUAAACACAAACACCAGUCAGGGGAAGUAAAAUGCAUUUUACAUUUGUAGAGAUACAGACCUUUUAAAAUUUGACUUCUAAAAAACAAGACUUUGUACUAUAUCAUUGUAUUUUUAUUAGGUUUACAAUAUUUUUAUAAACUUUAUGAGCUUAGUGUAAGUGCAGGUUUGGAAAAGUGUUUUCAUUUGUACAGUAGAAUUGCAAGGUUUUAAAUAGAAGUUGUGAGAUUUUUUAAUAUCUGCGUAAAAAUAUUAAUGAGUAUGUUCUUUUUUAAUGCUACCUGGAAUUUUAAUUUCUCUUAGGAAUGAAAAAAAAGAUAUAGUAGACAAAAUAGCUCUGGUUCAACCAGUGCCUAUGGUUAAAAAUAUUUCACAAGUGAAUUCUAAUAUUAUUAUUUAGUAUGCUGUCAAUACUGUGCAUCUGCACACUGGUGUUAAUAGGGUAUUAUUAAAUUAUAAAGAAACAAUGUGUUGCUGCUCUCCUUUGUACAUAUGUUUUGGGUUCAUGUAAUAUACCAUCAAAGUUUUGGUCUAAUAUAAAAGAUUUUGUUUAUUGGAGGAAGAUAAAAUAUUUUCUUUAAAGAAAUAUAUAGAUUGUAUUGUACUUAGGUCUUGAAAUGAAACUUAAUUUCUUUGGUUCAUGGUGUAAGAAGUUAGAAUGAAAAUUAUUCUCAGCUAUUUCAAUCUCACAUAUAAGCAAAUUCAAGAAACUGUUAAACUGCUUAUGCACAAGCAAAUAGAAGGUACAAUGCUAAGGUCAUUAGAUUAUUAAUGUAUACAUCACCCAUAGAGUGCCCUCAGUUGAAAGGGAAAAUGUCAGAUCUACAAAUAAGCUAGUCAUGAAAAAAUCACUUUCAUUAAAGUAAUACCUCAGCAUUUUGCAGAGUGUGAUACCCUCAGGUUUUGGCUUCUAUGUUCCAAGUAUUUUCCCAUACUGGUGACCAGUCAGGCCAUGCUGAGUCCCUCUCUGGCACAGAGCCAGCUUGUAUUAGCUUGCGAGGGCCAUCUGUACAUUUUUCCAUCCUCAGUGACAUCAAGUUAAUAGCUUAAAUUGGCAAUGGUGGGAGUAUUUACAACACAACCAACUGGCAAACCUUCCAGGUCAGGCUGUUUUUUCCUGCACAGCUAGUUGUUGAAGACACAUUACUGCUUAGCCCCCAGGAAACCACAGACCCAUCUUUACUCCUGUGGAUAAGAAAAGAAAAGAAAAAGAGAUAUCUUAAGCAAGUAAGUAAAUCCCUACUGACCCACCCCAAAUGACCUGGAUCUUUCCCACAUGGAGGUUAAUGGACCAUGCUUGCCGUCUGAGGCAUCUCUAUUUAACCAUGUUUAGUCAGAGAAGACUCCAGGGUCAUCACUGAACCAUAGUACAUAAAAGAGCAUUGGUGGGCCAACAACACAGACACUGACACAAAAGAAGUAGACUACAGAGGACAGUGUAAGUGAAGGCUUGCUGUAAUAAGCUUGCAUAGGCAAUGUCAGGCAUUGGGCAAUCAAGAGCUGUUUGUAGAUUAAAUUUUAAGUCAUUUUAAAAAUGUUUAUUGAUUUCAAGUUAUUUACAGUACUCUCUAUACCAGUGCAUGGCUUCACAAGGUUAAGGAAGAACCAAACAAAUCAAGUAAGACUUUCAUAUCUGUUAGUACCUUUAGUGCUAACUUCCAAGAAUGUAACACAAUAUACAAAUUCAUCUUCAAGAUUAGUAGCAGGGGGCUGUGGAGAUAGCUCAGUGGUCUAAGCAACUGCAUAGGCAAGCACAAGGACCUGGGAUUGAUCCCUGGUACCAUAUGCCACUCUGGCCCCACCCUGGGUGCGCCAAGCUGGCCACCAAAGACCAGGUGAGGUGGUGUAUAACCUAGAACCUUUUUAACUCCUUAUUUCUCUGCCCAACACUUAAUAUUUGGUGCUUCCUGGGAUUCAGUCCAACACACCUAGUCUGCCUCUCUGUUUCAAAGCAUUAUAUAGACUAAGAUCUCUCUAUUCAGUUGCUCACCCAACGUUUGUACUUGGUUAUCCUAUGAUACUUUGAAUUCAGCAUGUCCAAAACAAGAGCAAAGCAUCCUUCAGCCAAGUCAUUUUCUAUGUUGCCCUUCUCAGCUAAUGACACAAUUCUGUCCACAAUUGCUCAAGAAGGAAUUUAACUCCUGUCUCCAACAUGAUCACAUAUAAACAAAUGCAGUACCAAGUCCUAUUUUAUUUCUAAAAAUGUCUGAUAUCUUUCUGCUUCUCUUCACUCCCAACAUCACUGAGUCCUUACCAUAAUCAUCUCACCUGGAAUCUAUCACAGAAUUCUAAAUGAUCUCCCUGCAUUUAUUUUCUACUGUAUAAUUAUAGUAAUCUUUCUAAAACAUGACUCUGAUUAUAACUAUUUUUAAUAGUCUUUUUGUGCCACUUUGAUAAAGCCCUGGCUCCAUAACAGUUUUUUACAAGGUUAGUCAAUAACUAGUUCUUUUCAUACCUAAUCUUUUUAUAUUACUACCCCUUUCCAAGAGCCAGCUCUACUGAAAAGAAUUUUAGUUCUUUGUAAUAAGUAUGCUUUUCUACUCUGAGAACAUUGUACAUGUUAUGCUUUCUUUAACCCCUCCCUAUCAGACUAACCAACAACCCCACAGCCUUAAAUCUGGACAUCCAGUUUUGGUAUUUCAUUAUGUACUUGGUUGUCCAUGAUGUGGAAUCCUGUGCUUUCCCUAUUAGCAUGUCACAUGCUAUACUGAAAUGGUUCAUUUGUCAGCUCCUGUAUUAGACAGUGGACUUCAGAAGAGCAGGAACAUGUCAAUCAUGUCCAUAAUUGCAUUCCUAGUGCCAGGCACAACACCUGAUACAUAAUAGGUGCUCUAAACAGUUGUCAGAUGAGUAAAUCAACUUCGUUUAUUUGUGUUCUCUCUAUGGUCCAUUAACAAAGAAGAUCUAGACUUGGUUGUACUUUUGAACUCUUAGAUUCCAAAAAUAUUGUGCAUAAAGAAAGUGAUUUGAAGUAUACAUUACCAUGUGUAAGGUUUAUUCACUUUUAAUGGAAGAAAUUUGCUGCUUGCAUGUAUAUAUCACAUUGCCACUAUACACUUGCAAUUUUAGGAGAAAAUGUGUUUUCUGUGUCAUGCUUGGUUGAUUCACUAUUGCUCCAAAAAGGAUAUUUUACAGUAUAUUUGGUCACUGAUGCUACUAAAAUUUCAUAUUUUGCAGUAGACUUUUUAACUCAAUUUUAAUUUUGUAAAAAUCUUGGAUGCAGGAAUUCUUAUAUUUCUAAGGUAUUUUAAGCUGCAGAAUAAAUUCACUGUCCAAUAACCCACAUUUUACAUGUUACGUACCAUGUAUAUGAAGUUCUUUGUUAUUCUUUCUAAUAAAUAUGCUCUUACAUCUC
Octodon degus (degu) is the source of this 5322-nucleotide messenger RNA. RefSeq names its product family with sequence similarity 241 member A (gene Fam241a). The transcript is spliced from 2 exons. The record is from RefSeq and is a predicted model, not a curated record. NCBI's taxonomy places the organism in Eukaryota, Metazoa, Chordata, Mammalia, Rodentia, Octodontidae. Gene Ontology annotation, cellular component: intracellular membrane-bounded organelle. Bases 134 to 505 code for a protein of 123 amino acids.